AUGGAAGCAAAAGGAUAUAUGAGUGUCAAGUCAUUAGAGAGAGUGCUUUCAGAGAAGGCACUAAAGCUUGGAAACUCAUUUCCAUGUCAAAUCUGUGUUGUGGGGUUACUAUGUGGAAUCUGUCUCACUUCACUCUUCUUAGCUGCUCUCACUUCCCUUGGCACCUUCGAGCUCGCCGCCUUCUCUGUUUCUCCUACUUGCAACUCCACUUCUCAAAUCAUCAAUAUGGUUGAAACAAGCAUAGACCACCGUAAAUUGAAAUGGAAGAGCAAAGCUGAGAUAGAAGAAAAUGAUCAGGUGAAUCUUUUGGUCUCUGCUUGGGACAACUUGUUACUAAACAAUGAAGACUACUUCAACAAACUAGGCAUGAACAAAUCUGAUGUCCCAAACGCUCCACAUUUGGAGAAUUGUGAGGAGAGCACACGAGUUAGGGAGCGUUUGGAUACACUAAUAGAGAAUCAGACAUUUCCUCCUUGGAUCAAUGGAGGAGAAGAAGAGAACUAUCCAUUGACGAGUAGAGCGCAGAGAGAGAUAUGGAUUCAUCAGCAUCCUCUCGACUGUGAGAACAAGAGCCUCAAGUUCCUUGUAGCUGAUUGGGAAACGCUUCCUGGUUUCGGAAUCGGAGCUCAGAUCGCUGGAAUGACUGGUCUUCUCGCAAUCGCCGUAAACGAAAACAGAGUGCUCGUUGCAAAUCACUAUAACCGAGCAGAUCACGACGGUUGCAAAGGUUCUUCUCGAGGAAGCUGGUCCUGCUACUUUCUACCGGAAACGUCGAAAGAGUGUAGGAAACGCGCGUUUGAGUUGAUGGAGAAGAGAGAAGCGUGGGAGAGUGGGAUUGUCACAGGGAAACAAAACUACAGCACUAAGCAGAUUUGGGCCGGGCAUAUCCCAAAGCUAUGGGGUAAGCCUUGGAGUUACAUGAAGCCCACUACAGAAGUCAACGGAAGUUUAAUCUCCGUUCACCGGAAAAUGGAUCGGAGAUGGUGGAGAGCUCAGGCGGUGAGAUACUUGAUGAGGUUUCAAACGGAGUACACUUGCGGUUUGAUGAACGCUGCUCGACAUUCCGCGUUCGGAGAAGAAGCUGCGGAGAUCGUUCUCUCCGCGGGAGAUUGGAGAGAGAAGAAGAAGGUUAGGACAGAGAUUGAGGAACACGUGUGGUCGAAUCUCAGACCGUGGAUUCCGAGACCGAUGCUGAGCGUGCACGUGCGGAUGGGAGACAAAGCGUGCGAGAUGAGAGUCGCGGCUUUAGAAGAGUACAUGCGUUUAGCUGAUCGGAUCAGAGACAGGUUUCCAGAGCUCAACAGGAUCUGGCUCUCUACGGAGAUGAAGGAAGUUGUGGACAGAAGUAAAGAUUAUGGCCACUGGAGAUUCUAUUACACGCAAGUGGCGAGACAAGUCGGUAAUAAAUCGAUGGCUGAGUACGAAGCUAGCCUCGGGAGAGAGAUGAGCACGAACUAUCCUCUCGUUAACUUCUUGAUGGCGUCGGAAGCUGAUUUCUUCGUCGGAGCAUUAGGUUCCACUUGGUGUUUCCUCAUCGACGGUAUGAGGAAUACCGGUGGUAAAGUCAUGUCCGGUUAUCUCAGUGUCAAUAAAGACCGGUUCUGGUAA
This is a messenger RNA of Thlaspi arvense, 1608 nucleotides long. The record is from the annotation of a GenBank genome assembly. NCBI's taxonomy places the organism in Eukaryota, Viridiplantae, Streptophyta, Magnoliopsida, Brassicales, Brassicaceae.